GGCUUUAUUAAAUGAAGUUCCUGCAGGGUAAAGAUGGGAAUUUACCUGGAUCAUCUGUUAGCUCCUCUCCAGGGAGGGAGUACAGAAUGUGAAGCUGGGGGAGAGACCUGGAAUAUGAAGCCUGUCUACCGGUGCCUGGACUCUGCAUUGUAGUGACUGCAUCUUGCAACCUAAGGAGGAAGAAGGGACAAGAUGUUCACUGCUGAUAAAAAUGGCAGCCAGUGUGUCUCCAUUGGACUGUGAAAGGAGACUUUGGACCUUGGUGUCUGUCUGUCUGGGAGCCCCAGGAAGGCUGCUGUCUGGUUGACACAGCCCUCUAAUAUUAAGUGGAGUGAGGGCAGCAUGGCUCAGAAAGCGUGGGUCAGCAUGCUCUUCCACAACCGCAAAGCCCAGCUCCUGCUGGUCAACUCCCUGACCUUCGGCCUGGAGGUCUGCCUGGCUGCUGGGAUCACCUACGUGCCACCGCUCUUGCUGGAAGUGGGUGUGGAGGAGAAGUUCAUGACCAUGGUUUUGGGGAUUGGGCCUGUCCUGGGCCUUGUCUUUGUACCGCUGAUUGGCUCCGCCAGCGACCACUGGCGCAGCAGCUACGGCCGGCGGCGGCCCUUCAUCUGGGUCUUGUGCCUGGGAGUCAUGCUGAGCCUCUUCAUCAUCCCCCAUGCCGGUCGCCUGGCAGGCUUCUUCGCCCUCAGUGCCCACCCCCUGGAGAUUGCUUUCCUCAUCCUGGGCAUUGGCUUGCUGGACUUCUGCGGCCAGGUCUGCUUCACUCCCCUAGAGGCCUUGCUCUCGGACCUCUUCCAGGAGCCUGACAACUGCCGGCAGGCUUUCUCCAUGUACGCCUUCAUGAUCAGCCUGGGUGGCUGCAUCGGCUAUCUGCUUCCAGCCAUCGACUGGGCCAGUAGCUUCCUGGCCCCUUACCUGGGGGGGCAGGAGAAGUGUCUCUUCAGCCUCCUCACCAUCAUCUUCCUGGGCUGCGUCCUGGCCACCCUCUUUGUGACAGAGGAAGCAGUGGGGCAGGUGGAUGCUCUGGCAGGCCCUGCACUGAAGGACUCUUCCCCCAAGCCCUCGUCCCCCAGCGGUUGCUCUUGCCGGGUUUCCAAAAGCCUCUUGCGAGCCAGGCAUGUGGUCCAGGCCUUGAGGGACCUCUGCACAUUGAUCCCACGGCUGCGUGGCCUCUGCUGCCGCAUCCCCAAGGUGAUCCGGCGGCUCUUCGUGGCCGAGCUGUGCAGCUGGAUGGCCCUCAUGACUUUCAUGCUGUUCUACACUGACUUUGUUGGCGAAGGGCUGUACCAGGGUGUUCCCAGGGCCGAACCGGGAACAGAAGCCAGACGUCACUAUGAUGAAGGCGUCCGCGUGGGCAGCCUGGGCCUGUUCCUCCAAUGCGUCAUCUCCAUCUUCUUCUCGACAAUCAUGGACCGGCUGGUGAAGCAGUUUGGGACCCGGGCGGUCUACCUGGCCAGCGUGGCAUUCUUCCCCCUGGUUCCCUUCGUCAUAUGCUUCUCCCAGAGCAUCCUCGUCGUUACCGUCUCGGCUGCCCUGACGGGCUUCACCUUCUCUGCACUCCAGAUCCUGCCGUACACCCUGGCGUCGCUGUACCACCAUGACAAGCAGGUAUUUUUGCAUAAGUACAAAAGCAAAGAAGAGGAAGAUGCGGCUCAGCUGGAUAAGAAAUCAGGCUUCCCCAAAGGCCCCCUCUCCAGCCAGAAGCUGACCUACCAGAAUGGCCAUUCUGGGGGCCUCUUCUCCUCUCCUCCAGCUGCCAGCUCGGCCAUGUGCGUCGGUUCCCCCUGCGAGGUCUCGCUCAUGAUGAGGGUGGGAGACUCUGACCCUGCAGCACCCGGUCGAGGGAUCUGCCUGGACCUGGCCAUUUUAGACAGCGCUUUCCUCCUUUCUCAGGUGGUCCCAUCCCUUGUCAUGGGGUCGAUCGUCCAGUUUACACAGUCGGUGACUGCCUACAUGGCGUUCGCCACCGGCCUCGGGUUGGUGGCUAUUUACUUUGCAACCAAAGUCGUCUUUGAUAAAAGCGACAUGGCCAAGUAUUCGGUGUAAAACGGGGCACGUGUGCACGUGGCACACAGCCAACUUGUUUGUACACGUGCAUUGACACUAUAUAAUAGGGCAGGCUGCACGUUGUGCACCCCUCCUUUCUGUCUCUCAUGCUGUUUCUGUGGGGCACGUGGCUGGGGAGAGGUUGUUGGGCUAAGCGCGGGUGUAUUAGGAAGGGCACCAUGCUGUUCUAUCUCCCACCAUCAGAGUUUGCCCCGUGGUGCCUUUGUCUGAGAGCGGUGUUGCACAGAGGGCAUCAAUGAGGUGAAAGGAGAAGAGUUUCCCUUCAAUCACAGGGUUAAAUUUCUGUACAAUUCCCCCGAGGGAGGGAGGCAGUUGCAUCCCGGAGGGAGAGUGCUCCUCCUCUCAUUUGUGGAGAGACCAGCUUAAAUCCUGCCUUGCUCUGGCAGGCUUCACCUUGCUUCGGAAAUGUAAAUCCCCUCUCUGACUGGUGGCUGCUGUGGACUGGAAUAUUCGGGGGACAGGCGGGAGGGUGCCGCAUUGGCAGAGCGGGGGGAAGACCUCCAGGGUUGGAAUGGGGCAUUGCCGGUCAGGACGCGGGUGCAUUGGCAGAGCUAUGUGGAAGCAGUCCUGCAUGGCACAGGGGUGCUGGAGGGGCAUGGGCAGAGUCUGGCUCUGUCCAGGGCUAGUAAUCCCAUUACUCUGGUGAGCACCACACUAAGUGACCACUCGGUGUUAGUGCACCCCAGGCCACCCUGCUGCACUGGCUGGCCGCUCUGUGCACCUCAAGUGCCUGAAACCUAUUUGCAGUGGCCUUAUAAAAUGGCCUGGUUCAAGGCAGUAGGCAGAGUUGAUUUAACAAGGCUCCAGGGCCGUGUUUUUAUGGCACUGCUCAGACCUCAUUAGCCUGAACAUUACCCUGUAUUCAAGUGUAAUAAUCCCCAGCGGGAUGUGCGGAGUCUGGUGUCCUCUGUACCCUGCAGGGGCUGGAAGCACUUAUCCUUUGUCCCCCCUGCCUGAGGCAUGUUAACGGGACACUCUGUCCCAGGUCACUGCUGUGAAGUCCUUUCCAUGUAGGAGAUGCACGAAGCCCUUGAACGAGAUCCUGUCCCAGCUGCCCUGUUGCAUGGCUGAAUAAUUGGACGUGCUGCCCUCUCUUCGGGCCACGUUCACUGAUGGUGUGAAAAGGCACAUAUACCCUGCCCUUUGAAAGGUGUGCAGGAGACUCUUCCGCUGCAUAAACCCCUGCUGGUGCCUAGCCUUGCCAUCCCUUCCUUGUCCUUAUUCAUCCCACAUGGCUGUGCCUGCCCCCUCCCUCCCCACCUCAUGAGAUGCUUCCUCCAUUUCAAAUCUCUUGUUCCUCACAUUCUCUGUCUUCUCCACCCACAUUGGGUCCCCUUGAUGCCUAUUCCCCUCCACUCGGGAAUAGCCUUGAUGCUGAUUGGGUGCAGUUGUUCCCUCCGAUAGGAGAGUAAGCUGGAGCAGACUCGAGAGGUGACCCUGUAGCAUGUCCUGGGUUCUACUCCUCUGUAGGGUCAUUUUUCUGCUUUGCCCCUUUUUCAAAGGGAAGAAGCCAAGAAUGACCUUUCCACUGAUCUGGCCCUGCUCUUGCUGCCAUGAAUUGAUGGCAGAGCUGUCUGGAUUCUGAGAUCCUGCUGCUGCAGAGGUCAUUCCCAGCUGAGAGGAUAUUCCCGGAUCAGUUAUAUCCCACCCUUAUGGAAACACGGGGUGUCUAUACUGCAACACAAGCCAGAACUAGUAGAACUUGAGUUAGCAAACUGUGGGUUUGUUAACCUAGGGCCUGAGCAUCUGUGCUCAUUUGGAACCCCAGGUUAGGAACUGUUGAACCCUGGGCCCCAACCUGGGGCUCCAGCAUCUACACUAUAUUAUGUGGGCCCAAAUUCAACCACCCAUAGACCGGACUUCCUCACACCCUACCAACAUGUGGUUGCUCUAGCCCUUUGUUUGUGGUGCAGUGUUGGAAAACUUGACUGUCCACCAAACUUGACUGUCCAGAAGCCAAAGAAAGUCUAGCCUAUGGGAUUGUGGGAUACUUUUGGCAGACUCCCAGAGCAUGCAUCCAGGGAGGUUGUGUCUACACUGCAAAGCCAUGGGGCUUGAACGCUGGGUCCAGUUUGACUUGGACUCUCCAUCCCCAUGUGGUUCUGAGCCCUGAAUUAGCGCAAUUUGUGUGUAUGGAGAAGGGGGGAUAGGCCUGAGCCUGAGUUCAAACCCUGGGCUUACACUGCAGUGUAGACACCCCUAUAAAGUCUUCAGUGAUUAAAUUGCACCUGUUCCCAUCUCCCAUUUUAACUUCAGAAACCCAUUAGACCUUGGGGAAAUGAUCAAAAGCAGAAAUGCCAGCUGGGGCCUAACUCCCAUUGAAAACCAAACUGCCACUCGGGCCUCUGAAAAUCUCUCUAAUGGUUUUUUAAAUCCCUGGCUCUUCUAUUUUUUCAUUCACAGUGGGACUGGCUUCCCCUGCCCCUUGCUAUCAUUCUUCCCGUGGGGAACUGCUCCACCAGCAAACCUUUUAAACAAGAAUCCUGUGAGUCCAGAUAAUGCCUGGGCCAAGGAGCCAACUCAAUAAACCACCUUCUAACCAGUGGGAUCAAUGCCCCUAUUCCAAAGGACGGGGAGAAGAGGGAAGGGCAGACACAAGGGCCAGCAGCCAGUCAGGAGCUAGUGUGGAACUUUACCAUGUCAAGUUAAGCCAUGGGGCUGAUAGCAUGGGAAAUGAGUUCACAGUGCCCCAUAUGCCAAUAGAGGCCUUUGCUUCCAGCACUCCCAAUCUCUUUAGCUUUAACCUAGAUCCCUCACUGCCAAGCCUACCCCAAGUCAUUCUAUUUUCCAGCUGUAGGGAGAACCUUCCCAAUGAGCUCAUUUGGCAGGGGGGUUGGAAUUUCCCCCAUGCACGCUUCUGGAGAGUGUGUGUGUACGUGUGCACGCACCUCCAUUCUGGCUGGGCUCAUAGAGAUUAAUCUCCAGCUCACUGAGUAGAAAUCUGUGUUCUGGGUCCAAAAGGUCAUAUCUUCUGAUUCCAUCGACAGAAUUUUCUGGGGGAAGGGCCAGUGGCUGGAAAUCACCCUUCUAAUUUCCUUCCAUCCCCCACACCACCCAAAACAAAAUCCCACCCACCAUUUUUUGGAUGAAGUAGACCAGCCACGGCACCUAUCUCAAACUGGUAUGUCAUAAUGUUAAAUAUAAUGAAGUGUGUUUUAAUAAUGUAUUAGAGGCUGAAGUAACCCACCCUUUCAAUGAGCAAUUAUAUGUGGGUUGCAGAUGGGAAGUUAUGUACUAUGUAAGGAAAACCCCUUUACAUUGUAUAGCAGAAAGGAGCAGGGGGAAAUCUUAAAGAGGCACAAUGUAUUUACCUAAGAUGGCAUUUGUUCAGGAUGCCAGGCCUAAUGAUCAAACUCUGUAAUAACCACUGACCACAAUAUUCAAACCAAGUCCAUUCAGUGGCCUGGUUUUUCGAAAGCGCUGAACACCCUUUAAAGUCACUGGGAGCUGCUGGGGGCUCAGCACUUCGGCAAACCACUUAUUUAAGAACUAAAUAUAAAUCAGGUUUGAAAAUAAUGGUCCAUGAGCGCUCUGGACGUCUUGACCACUCACCUAAAAGAUGCAUGGAAAAGUGAUGGGGUGGAGGAGAAGUGAAGGCCUACUUGUAAUAUGCUCAGGUCUCAGGCAGGCACCGCCUAGAACAAUAAACACCACAAAUCUUGAACCAGAGCCUCUCCUUUGCCCCUGAUUAAACAUAGGCUGAGAUUUUCAGAGGGAGUUGGGCACCCAAAUCCCAGUGUAAACCUGAGCCUUUGUCUCUACUGUCAUGCUCUGACCUGGCCUGUCCCAGGAGAGGGCAGACCCUGUGUGCAAAAGGAGCCUAGUCAGUAGCCAAGACAUGAUGUCAGGGGAGGUGGCUGUGUUUACUUCUUUUGUGUUUGAAAAGAGAGAGUUGAGCAACUGAACUUCUGACUCCCCAACUAACUUUCGUUUGUAUCUGCACCACCUAGUUCUAGGUGGGGCUCCAAUUGCCCCCGUUCUGACCUGAGCGGUAGCAGAUCCUGGUCUCCUGAGCUCUCCAUUUCAACUGGGAAGACACAGCAGGCUCUGGGAAUUGCCGGAACUGUGGGGGACUUUAUCUGUCUCAGCCGGAUAGAGGCUUUCCCAUCACUAGUGGCAAAGGAGGGUAGUGGCACUCUAGUGGGGUUUGUUCAUAGUAAAUAAGCUAAGAAGUUGUCCUCUCCCUCUUCAGCCCAGUGGGUAUCUCAGAGGGAGAAGCUAUUUAAUGUCCGGCUUGCCAGCAGGGGAGUCCAGAUUUCCCCCAUACAGAGCACUGAGUUGAGCAGCUCCCUUUUCCUCACUUUGCCUGCUGGGCUGCGUGCCAGGAGGUGGCAUGGUGGGAGGAUGGGGAUGGGAGAGAGGAGUGCAAGCCAAGAGCUAGUCAUGGCUUCAGCUCCAAACAUCCCUGGCCCCCCUGUGAGGUCAGACCCAGAUUGUCUCAGGCCCAUCUCUAGUAGGAAAACUGCUGUUUCUGAGCGAAUGCAAAGACCACAGCUUUGCCCGGAUAAUCAGCACAUACAUGGUGCAUCUACACAGGGAUAAAAGAGCUGAUUCAGACUCGCGAGACUCAGGCUAUGGGGCUAAAAAUUGUGGUGUAGACAUUCAGGCCGGAGCCUGAGCACUUGGAGCCUCCAACCUGUUGCUGAAGUAACUUGUGUGUAGAUGUAAAAAUCUCUGUAGAAUGCAAAUCAUACCCUCCAACCUUCAACCACUGGUGUAAGGUCCGUAAAGGAAAGGGCAGGCAGUUCCUGGGAACUCUGCUGGGUUUGGAUGGUAGAUCCAUUCCCUCUCCAUUGAGGAAUCAUAUUAUGCCUCUCCCUUCUUGGUUGCCCCAGGGGUGUUUAAAGGGAACACCUUCAGUGGUGUUGGGUCAGCGGAGAAGACUAUAAAGGUAGGGUUGGGUCUUUCUUUUCUAAUGCAUAAGAGUGCAUUAUUGUGAAUCUCUUGUCUAGGGAAGGAUGUUUUGAUGCUGUUUUCUUUCAGGAAGAUACACUGUCUGCAAUAUGGUCCUCUCUUAUUUAUUUAGUGGAGUAAAUAUUUUGUACAGUGUAAGGAGAGGGAUAUUAUAAAAUUUAUUAAGGAGGGAAAUAAAAAACUUUUAUGUUGGAUCACUGUGUGUGUCACUGAGUUAACUGCACUGCUUUGUGCAUGAGAGAUGGGCCAGAAAUCUUCCUCUAAUUCCCCACUCUGAACACUGGUGGGCCGGAUAAAGCAGUGACCCACAUCUCACCUCCAAGCCACUGUUGCCCUUCUUUGUGUGGCCUG
Molecule: messenger RNA, 7332 nt
Organism: Caretta caretta (loggerhead turtle)
Lineage: Eukaryota; Metazoa; Chordata; Testudines; Cheloniidae
Gene: SLC45A3
Product: solute carrier family 45 member 3
Cellular component (GO): membrane
Molecular function (GO): sucrose:proton symporter activity
Source: RefSeq, a predicted model, not a curated record